CAUUGAUUAGUCGCGCAGCAACUAAACAGAGAAAGGGAGAACGCUAAAGCGAUUGCGGUAGGCUUGUGGUGAGCAAGACAGAAUAUUUUUUAAAGAAAUUCUUCCAAAAUAAUGGCUGCUAUCAAUGAUUCAAGGGUAUCAUUUGAUGGUAAUGGAACACCCAUAAUAACAGAGGAUAAGAGCAAGAAGAGAAAUUAUAAUGUAACUUGUAAAUACAACAGAAAACUCAUGCGUUUAAGGUUAGAGAUUGAAGAAUGGAUGGACGGCGAGCUAAGAGUUAUCUUCGAUUGCGAGGAAGGAGAGGAUUAUGACAUUGAAGUAGAUAUUGAUGAUGUUUUACUUUUAGAAGAAGCAGAACGUUUUUCAUUUUUAAAAGAGUUACUGCGAAAUGCAUCUAAACCCACAGACGACUUCAUAAAAGAACUAUUAGAACGGAUAAAGAGCCUGUAGCAAGAAGAACGAUUUAUGGAAUUAAGUAAUAAGGAAACUUGUUCCUACUAAUGGUAUGAAAAGUGCUAAGCAUAUAUACAGAGUGGAUUACCGCGGCAGUAAAGCUACAAGCUAAUUUGUCAUUACCACGACAUCUACAACCAAGAUGAAUCUGCUAGAGCAAGUCUUACAGUAAUAACAUAUUGUUAAAGUAAACAGUGUCAAGAGCAAUUUGGAUACCGUGUUUGGAAACACAGAAUCGAUCAUUACAUAGAGGUGCUUAACAUUACGUACUAAAGGAAUUUGGAUAUUGUGCAUUAAAACAUGGAAUCAUUUCCAUAGAGCUGUUUAACAUUAUGUUAUUAUUAUAAUGCCAAGAUGUGUUUGGAUAAUGUGUUGAAACAUGGAAUCGCUCAUUGCCACAGAGCUACUUAUCAUUAUGGGAAUGUUAAAGUGCCGACAGGAAUUGGGAUACUGUGUUGGAAAACAUGGAAUCGAUCAUUGCCAUAGAGUUGCUUACAUUAACAUUUUGCUAUAGUAUCUACGUGUACUGUAGAGGAAUGGAAAUACUGUGCUUGAAAACAUGGAAUCAUUUCUAUAGAGCUGCUUAGCAUUAUGUUAAUGUAAUAGUGCCAAGAGGAAUUUGGAUUGUGUGUUUGAAAACACAGAAUCGUUACCAUAGAGCUGUUUAACAUUAUGUUAAUGUUAUAAAUGCCAAGAGGAAUUUGGAUAUUGUGUUACUGUACUGUAACAUAAUUAAAUCAAUGCAGUAGAUCCUACUAUCACUAUACAUUAUGUGCAUAUUUCAAGAAAAAGUCUUCUUUUUUUUUUUUUCAACAUCGUUCGGAUUUAUAAAAUGCUUUAUUAUAUUUUUAUUCAUCACAUUUCUUUAAAUAAAUUUAGAGCACAAGAUAUUUAUAAAGGUUGCAUCAAGGAAAAAGUAAAAACAGGGAACAACGAUUGAUGUUGUUGAUAAAGAGGUACAGCAUUUCUGGUUGGAGCAUUCAUGAAAAUUGGAGCACAAGGUAUUCAUGAAGAUUACAUCAAUGAAAAUCGACAAAACACAUUUGUUUUGAAUUAUCUUGUACUGUAUUCUUGGCUAUUCUGUAAAAUCCACAAAAAAAGCAACAUUUGUUGAUAUCAAUAUUAUCCUGUGUUUCUUUUUGAAGCAUAAGCUACAGUAUUCAUGUAAAAUCUCCAAAAAGCCAACAUUUGUUUUAAUAUGUUUAAAUGAAUGAACCUUUCUGGAUUGUUGAGUCUAAUUUAACAACUGACCAAUGACCAAUUAGAACAGGUCCAGAAAUGCAUGCGUGUCCUACAGUACAAACAUACAUGUUAUCCCACAAACUCAAUGUGUGCGUAUGCUUUUACUCUGUCGAUUUUUCGAUUCAAUGGACGGGGAUUACCGGAACAGGCCAUUAUCCUCUAUUUCUUGGAGCACCGAAAACUUUUCUAUUUUUGUUUUAACCAUAUUUAAAGAGGGUGACCCUUCCAGCUACUCCGAUCUAAGGAGGUCAGCUGAGCUAUUUGCAAAUAUUGCAACACUGGAGUCAGCAAACAGGCAACGUUUUUAGAUUGAUAUAAUUGUUUAGAAAAUACAUUGAUAAAAAUUGACAUUGAUAGUAACCGUACCUCAGUGUACAAACUCCAUCAUAAAAAAGAGAUAUGCAAACAUGAUUAUCCGAUCUCAUGUAUUUAUUAUGAGUAAUGACCCAUUUCCUAAAUUAAAUUACUGUACCUAAAGUACCUAAAUGAAUGAUAUGCCGGAAAUUUACAGGAUGGUUAAUGCCACUAUAAUAAUAAUCUUAAAACCAAUGUUAAAACAUCUUCACACUAUCACUUUGUGGAGGCUGUUUGGCACAGUGGAAAUGGUUUGGUUUCCAAACCUUGAGGUCAGGGUUUCAAUCCUUCGCUGUGAAUUUUGCUUGAGUCCUUCAGCAAGGCACUUCAUCUACAUUGCUUCAGUCUACCCAGCUGUAUCAGUGGGCAGUAAGUAAACCUGUGGUAGACCAGCAUCCAACCCAAGGGGGAUCAUCACGCUCUUAUCUGUUUCACACUACUUGAAACUGGGGAUAAGUUCCAGCCCUAUGAGCCCUGUGGCUCAACAAGGACUUGCUUUACACUCUCACUUUACCUGUGUGUAGUUGGUGUACCUGUAGGAAAAAAGCAAUCUGAUGGGAGCGCAUUUAUGGGUUAAAAAAUGCCACUGUUUUUGGCGCUGUGAUAUGUUGUAAAUAUUGUGAUGAAAAUAGUGGAACAUACAGUAGCCCUAAUAUACUCUAUAUAUUCUGCAAGGUGUUUUUAAAAAAAAUUAAUGAAAUUAGCAUUGAUGUGCAGAGGAAGACUAUGUUACAUUCAGUUUUUAAUGAUGCAUCCCCUGAAACUGAUGUAUAUUUUAAUAAAAAGAAAAAGUAGUUUAAAAAAUUGUCAAAUAUCCGGCCAUGCCAAAGUUAGGAAAAGUAUAUAGACCAUUGCAUGUAUAGUCAACUUUUUUGAAAUAUUGUGAGUAAUAUACUGUAUUAAAUGAUAUUUUCCUUAAGUGCCAAAGUUAACUUCAAAAUGACUGUAAACUAAGUUUUACAUAAUGUAUUUGAAUACUGUACAGUACAUGGAACUUCUGAUUAGAAAUAUUAGCCUGCAUGCGCAAUACAUUUUCUACUGUUGUUCAGCACUGCAUGUCUACUGUUGUGUAGCACUUUAUACAGUAAUCUACUGGAAAUUCUACUGUUGUACAGUGUGUUCUAGUGAACAGUACUGUACAUAUUCUGCUGCUGUUAAUAGUGUUAUAGAAUUUGGUGGAUCAACUGUACAACAUGCUCAGUUUCUAUUGUACAGUACAGUGCAUGAGAGUGCCAUCUGGUGGAUGAGUGUACCAAACCUGUUACACAUGUUGCCUGCUUUGUAAUGUAUUCUGUUCCAACAGUAUUGACAUUGAGAAUUGUGACAUAUAACUUCAUAUUUCAUGGCCUACUUAAAUUUCUACAAGCUGUAUACUUCACAAAAAGUGUGAUAUUUCAAUUUUUUUUCUUGGUCAGAUACAGAGACAUACAACCGUCGGAAGAGUUUUGCCCAACUACAGUUUGGGUUGUAACCCAUUUGAGAACCAGGGAUCUAUAGCAUAUGUUGUAUCACUAUAAGUAUUAAUUUUUUUAAACAGCACUGGUGGGGGUCUAAUAUAUUUCCAGUAUUUUAGCAUUUUACAAGGCCAUUGAUUUUGCUGAUUUGAUUUGAUGAAUCAAAAAAUAAUAAUGUAAAUUUUCAUUAUAAUUUUAAUCAAGUCAUCAUAACAAGUGCAUUUCUUUACCUUUAUUAUACCAUGAAGAGUUACUGUACUCUUAAUCAUAGAUUUAAAUUUCUAAUGAUUUCUUUUUGAUGAUUUCAGAAUGUAAAUAUUUUGGAACUAUACAAAUGCUUGAUCUCAUUUUCAGUAGAUGUAAUGGAACAAUUGAGAAACAUUUAACAAUAACAUCGAUAUUACUACUAAUUUUAAUUGUAUCCAAACAUUUAAGGUCAUAUGUUGUGAGUUACUGAAUUUUAGGGCUAUAUUCCUUUAUUCAAAUGUAAAUUUGUUUUUUUCAAUUUUAUCAUUUUUAAUGUUAAAAAUCCCUGUUGUAAAAGUUGCUUGAUUACUUGUUAAAUAUGUAGAUUGUCAAAUAUUGUUUUGUGUUGAUAUUUCAAUUAUUAAUAAUAAUAAUUCUGCUUGUUUGCUACUAAGGUGUUUGGCAUGUUAAAAUCCUACUGUAGUACAAAAUUGAUAAUUUCAUACAGAUGUACAGUACAGUAUAUCAUUAAACAUAAAUUCAGAGCUUUUGUUGAUUUUAUAAAUAUUCUACGACUAUGGACACAUGUUGUAAGUAUUAGGGGUACAGUAUUAGAUAUUAAAAUUUUGCUGAGACUGUGCAUAACAUUUUUAAACUCUGCUUUUACGUGAGAUUACAGAUUAUGUGGCCCUCCAUAAACAUUGUAGAAUGUUUUAUAACAGCAAUAAAUAAAUAAGCAUUGAUUUUUACUGUUAGUUCAAGGUUGGCUUCUCCAAACUAGACAGAACAUUAUAUUAUUUUUUGAUCUGUUCAUGUCUGAUACAUGAGUAAUUAUCCUAUUAGUAUUAUACAUGUCCAAUACAGAGAGUACUCAAAGGUAUAUGUCCAUAUAUUAGAAUUAAACCUUGGCCAAUAUGGCAGCCAUCUGACAUAAUUUCUGAUGAUUGCAUGAAACAUACAGUAGGUAAAGAUCUUCAGUGAUAUAUGCUGUACUGUAGAUAUAAAUAUAUUGGCUAUUAAAUUAAAUAUAUUGGUGGCCCUAUUGGAUUUCAAGAUAGCAGCCACUGGGAGUCAUUUUUUUGUGGGGGGGGGUCUAUUUUCUUUUUAUGAUUCUUAGAUGUCAUAGUAGCUGUGGGAAGCUGAGGGGUGGAUGCAGGAUUUGGCGGUAGGGGGUACGUGAGAAUCCACACCACCUGAGGCCCACCAUGGUUGGCACUGCGGUUCAAAACUUUUGAGGAUAUAGACCUCAAGGUGCCCGGAAAUUGCACUCCCAUAUUUUAAAAAUCUUAACGGUACUAUGUUCAUAAUAAUAAAAAUAAUAUUUCAACAAUACAAAAAUUAUUUUCUUAAUACAAUUUAUGGGGUGCGAUCGCACCGCCUCUGCAUCCGCCCCGGGGAAGUUUCAUGCCUUCCCGCCUUUUAUGAAAUUCAACCUUAACCGCUCUACUACUGUAAUACUGAAAGUGCUAACAGUCUUGUACUAAGUUUACUGUACAGUACUUUAUUUUGCAAUCAUAAUGACUUUGUGUUCAUCAUAUUCAUUUGUAGAUGUAGUACCAUCAUGGUAAUGACAAUACUGGUGUCUCAUCAUCAAUCUUCAUGUCCUCAAAAAUCCAUUCAUCCUCUUGCUGGUGUGGAAUCAUCACCAGUCUCCCUAUAUCCCAGCAUCCAUCCACCUAAUCCCUGCCGGUCGUAUCACUGCUAUUUGUACCUUGAGUGUAAAAUUCUCUUGUUUUUAAGUUGUAGAUUAAAGCCGGUCGCUCACUGCGGCGUAUGAUGGUCGUACGACUAUCGCAUUACGAAUCCACAUCUGCUUCCGGCGAGCGAUAGAUGACACAACGCCGUCUGCUGAUUGUCAGUGGCAAUCUGAACAGAUCCUCAUUAAAAAGCGAUCCGUUGGUUCCACACCGUUGCAUGCGUUCGUCGUCACUUCGCUGUCGCGCGCAUUGAGUACCCGGCUUUAGCGUAAUGGACCUUCCCCGAGUGUCAAUAUAAAACAAAAGACCAAUCAGAAUAGUGUCAGGGAUAUGUGCGUGUCCCACGAAUGCACGUUUUUACACUGUCGUUUAUUGAACAUUCGCAAAAGCAUCCAAGGGAGGGGUAAGCCUAGCCCAUGUAGAAUACAGUAUUGUUGUCAAUAAAAACUUGAUAUUCCAAAACUUUGUUGAAUUACAUGCAAAAUUAAGAAAAUCCUUAAAGAAAUUAUGUAUAGGUUUCAUUUUAACCAAUAUAGUAUUUUUAACAAUACCUUAAUUUUAGAAAACUUCGAUUUUUUUUCUAAUUGGAGUACCAUAGUUUUUAGCUAGAGUAUACAAGAUAAAUCUACUUUGAUAAAAUAUUUUGGUUUGAUUUGUCUAACCCAUCCCACCAUUUUAGAAAUAAUCAAAGAACUGUAAAUUUUAGGCAAUCAUUAUAAUGAUUAAAUUAAAUGAAUUAUUUUCUUAUUGGUUCAAUACUGGUAUUAUAUCUGAUAUUGAUAUUUGAAAGGUUUUGAAAAUUCAUUCAGACCUCAGUUUGAAUCAGAAAAUAAUACCUUCCUGCAAAUAUAUAAUCCGCUGAGCUAAUUGUUUCUAUAAAUAGAAAGUACUGUAAAUGUAAUUAAAUCUAUAUAAUACUGUAUAUGAUGCUUAAUACAUGGAUAGAUCCUACACAUGCAAUAUACAUACAGUACGUCCAUUGUUUAAUCUUAAAUGUCAAUGCUAAAUUGUAUAUCUACUAAGUAACUGGAGUUGUGAAUUGAUAAGCAAAGUAGAGAUUUAUUUUUAAGUUUCAUCUUAUUAUAUAAUACUGUACUGUAGGCCUAUACAAAAAAAAGUGCAUUACUGUAUUAAUAAAUAUUAAAUGUAAAUUUUACUUUUGCCUUGUUUACUGCAGAGAUAUCAUUUUUUCAAUUUUUAAUUGAAUACUGUCAAGGAAUAUCAUUUGUAGGCCAUAUAUUUGAAUAUCCUUUUGUUGUAAAUUAAAAAUAUAGUACCAACAUAAACAGAGUAACAUUUGGGGAUGUUUGUUAAUGUUUCUUGUAUACUGUAUAAAUUACUGAUUAAGUGGCUACACCAACGUUCCGCAAACCAUUGGUCACGUCCCAUCAUUUAUUUAUUACAUAUUCGGCACAACAAAUCAGAAAAUGGCCAGAGGGGUGCCGAGAGGACACCAUGGGCUAAGAGCCCAACACAAGGUUUUGGUAUCCUCUAAACCCCCUGGCCAAACGAACAAACAAGAACUAACAAAACAGCACAAAGGCAAAGACAACAAAUCAGAUCAGUCGGUUGCCAAAAUAUUUUGGUGGGUCACAAACUUGAUAGCUUUAGUCUGUCACUUACAUGGCAAUAUUAUACAUAUUUGUAAUAAUAUUCAGUACUAAACUAAUUAAUAAUGUUAAUAAUUAUGUAAAAUGUAAUGACACGUACUAUAGUUGAAAAAAAAAACUAUAGAAAAACCAGGGUGGUUAAAAUGCAUUAAAACGUAAGCACGAUAUAGACCUAGCUCUUAUUCCGACUAUGUUGAUCUGUGGACAACUCAAGUUUGAAUUUCCUAAUUGGGUCGUUGGUCUGAUAGUUUGCAGAACGCUGGGCUACACAAUAUUUUAUUAUUGAAUCUGUUCAUUUAUUGCAUAAUAGUUGGGAUUCCAUAAAUUCAGAAAAAUUGUAACUUGAAUGUCAUUAUUCUUAAUGAGUUGGUAACUGCUGAACAUGUUUGGUACAAUUAUUCAUAAAUACAAACAUAACGAUAGCAACUUGCAGUUAUAAUAUACUUAUUUUAAGAUUGUGUUUUUAAGGAUUUAUGUGUUUGUGACAAGCAAAACUGGGUUAGUGUAUGUUUGUAUUAGGAUUUAAUUGUAAUCAUAAUAAAGUAUUGUUAUCAUAA
Molecule: messenger RNA, 7553 nt
Organism: Anneissia japonica
Lineage: Eukaryota; Metazoa; Echinodermata; Crinoidea; Comatulida; Comatulidae
Product: protein phosphatase 1 regulatory subunit 14C-like
Exons: 3
Coding region: 112-450 (112 amino acids)
Biological process (GO): regulation of phosphorylation
Cellular component (GO): cytoplasm
Molecular function (GO): protein serine/threonine phosphatase inhibitor activity
Source: RefSeq, a predicted model, not a curated record